CAUGACCGGGAGAUCUACCUGGGCAAUUGGGGAUCCAGUGGCGUUUCGAUAUCGAGCUCCGAAUCCUCAUACUUGCGCGCGCAUACUUGCGUCCGCAUACUUGCAAUUACCCGUCGGCGUGCUUACGAGCGCUCUGACUGCUCGAACAACCUGCGCAUCACCUAUGCCAAAACUUGCUGCGCCUCGCUAUCCUUCCAUUGGAUUCGUGGUAACGUUCUGACUCGAGCAAAGGGCAAAGGACCUGGCCACAUCUUCGUCUGGCAGUUGGCAUAUGUGAUCUCAGGACGCUCGUUCAAUGGCCUUGGACGAUUCUCAUCCUAGCAGCAAGCGUGUGUCAGGCUUGAUGAAGCUUGCUAGCCAUUGCCAGUUCUAGCAGACAGCGAGCGCACUCUAGCACACUUGCUCAAAUAUUGUCUCGAG
Mixia osmundae IAM 14324 is the source of this 420-nucleotide messenger RNA. RefSeq lists its product as uncharacterized. The annotation marks the transcript as partial. Lineage: Eukaryota; Fungi; Basidiomycota; Mixiomycetes; Mixiales; Mixiaceae. The record is from RefSeq and is a predicted model, not a curated record. The transcript has a single exon.